Arabis nemorensis is the source of this 297-nucleotide messenger RNA. The record is from the annotation of a GenBank genome assembly. Lineage: Eukaryota; Viridiplantae; Streptophyta; Magnoliopsida; Brassicales; Brassicaceae.
AUGAAAGAGAGACGAAUAUAUAAAGGGAAUUUAACAGAGAAAUCUGUUUAUAUAUGCUUUAGAGUUGCUAUGAAGUCAUACACAAGAGCUUUUACUCAGCGAAAUGUUUUGUUGGAAUGUUACAUUGGGGAGGAUCAGAAGAGAGCUGAUGCUGACAUAGAUGAGGCCCCCAAUUCAACUAAAGGACAUCAAACCGAGCAUGAAGUAUUUGGAGUAUUUUUCAUGGAUUCCAACACUGUUUUGUAUUAUUCCUAUUGUAAACUAAAGACCACCAUAGAAAGAGUAACUCUUGUGUAA